This is a messenger RNA of Trametes versicolor FP-101664 SS1, 237 nucleotides long. RefSeq lists its product as uncharacterized. Lineage: Eukaryota; Fungi; Basidiomycota; Agaricomycetes; Polyporales; Polyporaceae. The record is from RefSeq and is a predicted model, not a curated record. The transcript has a single exon. The coding region runs from base 1 to 237 and encodes 78 amino acids.
AUGUGUGCGGGCGCCGGCCGCGCGGGGGCACAAAAUUGCGGAUUGCGCCUCGCCAUCCGCGAAUUCCAGGGCGUCCGCGGGCCCACACGUCACACGCGUCCCGCCGCACCCGCUCGCAGAGGUACGCGCGGAUCCUGCGAGGUCGGCCGUUUUGUCCAUGUCUGGUGCGACCGCACCCCGCGCGCAGAAACGCGCGCGUUCAUGCCCCCCAGGCGCCCCGCCUCGGCAACAGGCUGA